Messenger RNA from Geodia barretti, 575 nucleotides. NCBI's taxonomy places the organism in Eukaryota, Metazoa, Porifera, Demospongiae, Tetractinellida, Geodiidae. The record is from the annotation of a GenBank genome assembly.
GAUCUUCAGCACGUUGAUAAUCUUCGAUGGAGCGAUGAAUGUAGUUAAUCAAAGGGUUCUGAUAUCGCCGAACCAGCAGUUCAAAGGCACUGAUGUCCCCUUUCCCACAUUUCACCAUCAAAUCUUCGUCAGAAACAAACAUCUUUCUAAUGUUCCUUGCGGUUCGUUUAGGCGUAAUUUGCGCCCUGGUCAAAAUCCGAUUGAAAUUUCAAUUUAAGUUUAAGGCGCAUCGCUGUUUUAUACGCACUGACAGCUUCGCGCCGCUUGCCCUGAAAUGUAUAGACUGUCCCAAGUUCAGAAUGCAACUCAGGGUGGCUCGGUAUAAAACGAAUGGCACGCGUGUAAACGUCAAUAGCCUCGUCAUAGCGUUUGAGCAAGCGAUAGGUUGCUGCGAGAUUGAGAUAUGCCAUCGCCUCGCUCGGUUCACACGCUAUCGCCAUUUUGUAUGCAUCUAUCGCCUUUUCAUAGUCUCCCAGCAUAAAAUGUGCCAAACCGAGGUGGAAGUGUGCUUCAGCCGAUUCGCUGUUAUGUUGAAUUACCUGCUGAAAUUCUUCAAUCGCUUUCGCGUAGUCUCG